AACUUGAGUUGGAAGAUAGAUAGAUAGAUAGAUGUGCAUAUUUUACAUGGCUAGCCUCACAAAUAUCGAGGGAUAUACCCUGUCUAUUAUUUCCAGGAGGGGCCAUGGCGUAGAUGGAGAGUCCUAGAGUAUUUAAUGCUCAUUUUGAGCUACGCAGACCCAAUUAGAGCCCGGGCUCUACUAGACAACUCCCGGCAACAUCCAACGGCACACACAGUGUGCCAUCUUCCCAAUUUCCCUCACAUGGCUUGGGUUAACCCGGGGCUAUGGUAACAUUCACUCGCCCAUGUUGAAUCGCCGUCAAGAGGAAUCGAACCCCGGUCUCCUGCACAGAGUACGAGAGCUAUAACCACUAAUCUACGGUGCCACUUAAUCUACGGCGCCACAAAAGAAUAAAAUAAUAGUAUGUUAAUUUUACUCAACUGUGAAUUGUGUAUUUAACAGACUUAGUAAUUCAUCGUUUUUAAUGUGAGCAAACAAUUGCGGUCAGUGAAAUUUUGUCGACUUCAAACUAACUACUUAAGUCAGCAAUUUUGUGUGUACUGUACAUGUUAUGUGAACUGGAUGGCUAUGACAUGGUAUACAAAGCCUCUACCAUAUUACUAAUAUCACAAGUACCGAAACAUGCACUUUUCACAAUGGACAGGAGAAUAUUUUUGUACAAAAAUCUUCACCGCCAAUCUGCUUUCCUACACAGAUCUUCUUUGUUAAUUUGUUUUACAAAGUUUUCCUAAUGUUAUGUGUAAAACCGACACAAGACAUAAUCUUAUCAGUUAACAAUAAGGUUUAGCCUAAACAAACACAAAUACACAUGUUAGUGUUUUACAUUCUUUUUUUUUUCUUUUUUGGAGCAAUAGAAAAAGUAAAACCAUCAAAGCUUGAAUAAAACUUAAACAGCACCUAUCAGAAGCAUGAUUGCAUUUCAAUGUAUACUAUAUUGAUACGCAUUAUACAUAAAGGUGCAAAUAUUUUGAGAGACAAUCCCUGUAUUCGCUCACUUUUCAUAUUUCUUUUGUAUAGAUAUGAAUGAAGAUGGCUGAUUGUCAGUGUGCUUAUCAUGCAAGUCAAAUACACCAGGUACUGACCAAUCAGCUGGAGAAUAUGAAUAUGACCUUACCCUGUAUGCCAAGACAAAAGAAUGGAGUUAAAAGAAACUUUGAAAACUUAGAAUCUGUGGCAGUUGAAAAUACCAGAAUUAUUGAACAAGAUAGGAAGAGAACAAAAUCAAAUGAAGAUUUCAAAGUUGAGGAAUCAAUGGAGUGUGAUAGCGAUGUAAAUAUGGAACAAUCUAACUCAGGACCGGAAAACUUGUAUACUCAAAAGCCACCAUGUAAUACUAACAAAGAAGUGGAAAUGACAAGCAGCAGCCAAAAUAAGAAUUGUUCAAGGUGUCAAAACGGAGAACCUGGCCAUUUUAACCACUCUGCUGCAGACAAACUUAAAUUUUCGCGAAUCCAAUAUGGAUAUAUGAUAUGAUGAUUGGCGACACGUGUUGACAAUGCUAAAGAUAUCAACGAAAAGACAAAUUAGCUUAUAGUUGACUUGUUCAUGUUUUUAUUUAAUAUGUAUUAACAAAAAUUGCCUUUUCCUAGGUAAUUUUUUAUCAAGCUAGAAAUUUCUUUUAAGUGUAAUAUUGGUGUAUACAGUGUACAUCAUAUUUUUAACACAUAAAGAAUGGGAGAGUUUCAUGUAGGAUUGACUGGGUCAAAGUGUUGGCUUCGUGCUGCACCUGCAUUACGUUAAUUUUUUUAAAUAGUUUUAUUGUAUAACAUGUCUGUAACAAAUAUGUUUUGUAGUUUGAUUGCAGUGCAGAAUAAAGUGUGAAAAAUUUAAAUCUUUCCCAAUAAAA
This is a messenger RNA of Hydractinia symbiolongicarpus, 1849 nucleotides long. RefSeq lists its product as uncharacterized. The transcript has 4 exons. The record is from RefSeq and is a predicted model, not a curated record. Lineage: Eukaryota; Metazoa; Cnidaria; Hydrozoa; Anthoathecata; Hydractiniidae. The coding region runs from base 1027 to 1476 and encodes 149 amino acids.